AUGGCUGCAGCCACCCACAAGCCUAACAAUGCGCAUCUGCCACACUUCUUGAAACAGUCCCGAUCGCAGCUGCACCACAAAUUCGUCGAUCUAGAAUGGCAGCAACGCAAGCGCCUCCUCGAAGGCACGCAGAAGUCCGGGCAGAAUGGCGAGUCUGCUUCGCAAUGGUCGCGGCUCGAUAGCGAGCUUGUCAUGAAUCGGAAUCGAUACCUGAACGUCGAGCCGUUUGCUCAGAACCGCAUAAAGCUGAAGGUCGCCGAAGGUGUUUCCGAUUACAUCAAUGCGUCGCCAAUUCAGCUGGGAAAGAGAAGGUACAUCGCGACGCAAGGGCCUAAGGAUACGAGCGUGAACCACUUCUACCGUAUGGUCACGAGUGAAUUGAAGAGUCCGGCUGUGGUGGUCAUGCUCACCCAGACACACGAGGCAGGACGGGAAAAGUGCUUCCAGUAUUACCCGCUGAGUAAAGAGGAGUCGCCGUUGGUGAUUCAGCAAGAUGAGCUGAUAGGAGACGGAUUUGAGGCCGAGGUCGAGCUUGUACAUGUCAAGGCCGACGAUAAAACACGGAGUGAGCUACGGACGCUCAAAGUACGGACCAAAACGCAGGAUGGACAAACACAGGAGAAGGAGUUACGGCAUUUGCUCUUCGCCGGCUGGCCAGACUUCCUCGUGCCAGAAGGAGACGAUCGCAAUGCACUGGUCGAGCUUGUGCGACUCUCAGCGGCACUCAACCAGCCAGCCUCAACGAAAACCAACACCCACACGAACGGAUCCUCCUUCGCAGCUGAUCUUGCCUCUACCGAUGAAGAGAAUCCUCGCAUCAUUCACUGCUCAGCAGGUGUCGGACGCUCAGGAACCUUCAUCGCCCUCGACUACCUUCUCAGCUUAAUGUUCUCAGGACAGCUAGAUAAUCUCCCAGAAGGCAGCGAUCCGAUCGCGGAGACCGUGGAUAGCCUACGGCAGCAGCGCAUGAUGAUGGUGCAAGGAGAAUCGCAGUUCAACUUCCUGUACGAAGUGAUGCGGGAACAGAUGGCUGCGCGGGCACAAGGUGGGGUGAGAGAUACCGUGGCUGGUGCUGUGCAGAAUGGCAGACCGUAG
Fulvia fulva is the source of this 1095-nucleotide messenger RNA. RefSeq names its product Tyrosine-protein phosphatase 1. Bases 1 to 1095 code for a protein of 364 amino acids. NCBI's taxonomy places the organism in Eukaryota, Fungi, Ascomycota, Dothideomycetes, Mycosphaerellales, Mycosphaerellaceae. Gene Ontology annotation, biological process: protein dephosphorylation. Gene Ontology annotation, molecular function: protein tyrosine phosphatase activity. The transcript is spliced from 2 exons. The record is from RefSeq and is a predicted model, not a curated record.